Toxoplasma gondii ME49 is the source of this 3930-nucleotide messenger RNA. RefSeq lists its product as hypothetical. The transcript has 16 exons. NCBI's taxonomy places the organism in Eukaryota, Apicomplexa, Conoidasida, Eucoccidiorida, Sarcocystidae. Gene Ontology annotation, cellular component: perinuclear region of cytoplasm. Bases 493 to 3525 code for a protein of 1010 amino acids. The record is from RefSeq and is a predicted model, not a curated record.
GCACAUCAUUUCUACGUUUAGACGUGAUAGUUCAGAAGACAUCUGGGCUGUGGCUCUGGACGGUGGAGAGAGGAAGAGUUAUAAUGCUGCACGCAUCUCAAACCCUACCUACGGUUUUUAUGUUGGCGAACACGCCUUCCGAAAAUUAGAAGGCCUCACGCACCACCUCACCUGUGAGAAACGCGAAAGGAUGACGUCAAAAAAUGCGCUGUGCGUAACCAGGAGACGAUUUGUCGAUGAAUUUCAUUGGAACUCGAAACCGGUUCUAGAGUGGUUCUGUCACUUUUCCCCAAUCCACUUCCCGCGCGACUCCUGCGAAGAAACGACGAGAGGAGCGCAUCUCGUUGCGCCGCUUCUCGCCUCUUCUUCGAAAUACAUUUCCUGGAAACGCCACAGAGAAUCAGGGUAGUUUGGGUUCCUUUUUGGCAUCGCAGGAAAUCCUAGCACAGGCAUGGGCUCUUGAGUUGUUUGUCUACUGCCUCUCAGACCAUCAUGAAACCGGACACGAUUACGCUAGGAGUCGCAGAUGAGGAAGACAUCCGUCACCGAGACGAAAAAACCGCAGAAAGUAAAUUCAAUGAGAAACAAGAAGACGUGAUUCGCUUCCAACGACAGGCAGCAGAAUUUGAAAAGCUGGAGCAAGUGGCUCGACAGAGGCUCCUUACUCAACUUGCUGAGAAAGAAAAGGACCUGGACGCCAAGGCCCAAGACGCAGCCGUCCGCGACAAAGAGAGGCAGGAUCACCUCAACAAGACACUCCGAGCAGCAGAGUACAAACUCCAGGCAGCUUUGAGCGUUCGAAAAGGAGAGCUGAAAACAACCUACGGUUCUCUGGGCGUCGACAGGGCCUAUACACGCUUCGCGACGGAGCAGAAACCCCCGGAAAAGAAAGCUUUCAUCGGAAAGAAGUACAAGGUCGACUGGGUCCGCGCGCCUCAGCCUCUCCGUCUUCGAGUUGAUGUUUGUCGAGCUGUCAAAGACAAACUUCCUCAGGGGCAAUACGUCAUCAUGGCUUCCGUGUGGAACAGACUCGGCGGGCACCGACUCCAGUGGUCGUCUCUGCAGAACCUUGAAGACCACGAGCAAGACACGAAGAAGAAAUCUGUUCUGAGACAAGUCACAGAUCUCCUCGACGACAGCAAGCGAAAAGCCAAGGAAGUUUCAGGCGUCAUCAGCACCUCCAGUGCAGUCACAGCCCCCGUUGCACACUCGGGGCUUUGGUACACGGACAUUCUUCGGUUCGAUCAAACAAUCUAUUUGGCCUGUCCGCCUGAGAAAGACAUCACCCCCUCGAUGUGUCUCAUCCUUGAACUCUACUACCUAAGAGGAAGCAUCUCACCAGUCGACAAAGUCGUCGCAUGGGGCGCGUUUCCCCUCGUCGACUCAGAUUUCAAACUCAUUAGCGGAUGUUUCAAGGUCCCCCUUCUUCGCGGACAUGUCGACCCGUCGGUAAACACGUACGCGCAGUAUGAGAAACUUUACAGAGAAGACAUCCAGCCGUGGAUUGGCAACCUCUACUUCCGCUGCGACCGCCUGCCCAAGUACUCCGCCGGUCAACUCGAGUUCGAGGUACUUCUGAACUACACAGGAAAUCUCUUGGGUGUGAAGAGAAGACAGCAGAGGCCGGAGCUGACGACUGGCGAGCUUCGGGACAACGCCGAACGAACAGUCGACGAACUCCGACAAGCGCUCAACGAACCUCACGAGGUCUUGCCAGACACAGAAGACGCAGUGAUGAAGGACGGGGUGAGGGCCGUGAAGACGAGCGGAAUGACAGGCAACGGCUACCGGCCUCUGACCGACGCGGCAGACUUUGACGAAUUCCAUUAUUCCGUCACUUCUGGACACACCUUGGUGCGGAAGAACGAGCUGUCAAGAAAAGCAAAGUACAUCUCCAACGAGCUUUUUGGAGACUUUGUAGUUUCGACGGAUGUCAGAGAACUGGGGCUUUGCUCGUUUGCGGCCAUUCUGUUUUUGCUGGCUUUCUGGGUUCGGAUUUUUAUUCACUACUUUGGUCAGUGGCUCUUGCUCUCGGCCUUCAGAGUGCCUGUCUACCAACUCGAUGUCUCCUUUGUCAUCGUCUACGUCAGAUAUGUUCAGGACCUGUUAACUGCAGACAAAGAAGUCGCUGUCGUUCUCGCCGGACCUCUCACAGCCUACUUCGUUUUCCUUCUGAUGAGUUUUCUUCUCGCGCUCUCUCAACACAGCUUCGGAAGACUUCCGUCCCUCGUGUACAGGUUUGUGCCUGCGUACGGCCUCGCGGUGAUUCUUGCGCCUGAAGUCAAUUUCGCCAUCGACGUCAUCGCCGGGCACUCCUCUGGAGACGCGUUCAAACUUUACCAUCUGUACCAACUUCGAGAGGGGAACGGAAUUGUCGGCAUCAUCUUCACGUUCCUCCUCUACGCGGCCUUCACUGCUGUUGCUCUCUUGACGUUCUACUUCUACGUCACUCAAAUCCAUAGAAGCGGAAGAGUGCGAGACAUGCAUCGCAGACUGACUGCGGAUGAACUGGACUUCUUCAUCCCGCUCGACAGCGAAGUUUCUGCGAGAUAUCUCAAGUGGGUGUGUUUCACCGCGGCGCAGUUUCGAGGAGCAGAGGGAGAGACGCGGACAACUCAAGUCACAGAGUUUCUCGUGGACAGAGACGAACAGGCGUUUGUCAAGAGUCUGGCGCAGAUCGGCGACGUUUCGGAGGGGAGACUGGAAGAAGGACCGGACCUCGGCUUUCGCUCUGAAGAGCAGAAAUGCCGACGCUUCUUCCGGUCAAGAAGAACGGACGCAACGACCUACAUUUGCAUCCAUACGAUCCACCCGAGUCACGGCACUCGCACGCUGUACAGACAUUUCAUGCGGUAUCCGGACGGAGCGAUUUGCGAACUGAAUCCAAAGGAACCGGCAAAACUUCUCGCGGAACAGAAGGCGCCCGGCACUGUCACUCAACUUUUGUACGACGCCGCCGAUGGCCGUGUUGAAAGUACCAAAGAAGUCCUUUUGCAGCCGUGGCUUGCGGAGAACUUUGGGGAUCUGCCGCCUCUCCUCUUCACCGAAAAUUCAAAAGCGACCGAAACUCGCCACUCAAACUACGCCCUCGCUCCCCCCCAAAAUAAUUCUUCAUCAUCUUCCUCUUCAUCCUCAUCAUCUUCAUCUUCAUCCUCAUCAUCUUCUUCCUCUUCAUCAUCCUCAUCAUCUUCUUCCUCUUCAUCAUCCUCAUCAUCUUCAUCUUCCUCCUCUUCUUCUGCUUGCCAGGUCGAGGGGGGUUUCGGCGUCGACGUUUGCGCGUCUUCGCUGCCUUCCCUUACUCGGGAGAAUUCACGGAGAAGAGAGAGUGGGCUGUCUGUGCAGACACCCGGAAGCGAAGAGAAAACCGAGGGAGAGAGCAAAGAGUCUCCGGAAGAAGAGGCGGAAACGCAGAGAGAGGAAGGAAGAAGCGAACCUAGCGAACGAGGAAGCGAGAUGAAUUUUGCGGACGGGGGAUCGAGACAGGACUCCACACAGACGUCGAGGUUUAACUUGUAUGACUCCUAGACAGUUCAUAUUUUUGUGUUAAUUUGGUCGCUACUUUGCGUAAUGCAUAGAAUAUAAAAGAUGAGACUAUACUUUUGUGCAGAACAGUUAACUUCCUAUUACCAAGCCAAUUCUUCCCCUGGAUCCGCAGGGCGAGGAAACGAGGUCGAGUGCUGAGCAAGAAAUUGCACCUUCGCCGGGUCAACUGGCAGAGCGUUUCUUCUUUUUCCGCGAGACCGAGGAAACGGUUCCGAAGUGAGAGCAGAGAGAUACCGAAUCAUCGACAUACCUGUCAAAAGCUCUCGAAGUCCUUCUCUCUACAUCUCUUAAAGGUCACUGUGCUCCUCCUCCGCGCAAGACAGGUGCUACACGGUUAUACCGUUGCCAACCGGAUUGACCGCGCCUGUGUGAGUGGACACCGCCUGU